Molecule: messenger RNA, 2024 nt
Organism: Ilex paraguariensis (yerba mate)
Lineage: Eukaryota; Viridiplantae; Streptophyta; Magnoliopsida; Aquifoliales; Aquifoliaceae
Source: the annotation of a GenBank genome assembly
GAAAUAAAAAAAAAAUAAAUGCGACCAUUUCAAAGCGAGCUUCUCGCAAUAUCAACGGGGUCUGAAUUGUCUCUCUCUCUCCUCACAAUCACACGGACCACCGAUGGCGAAAGCGAUGGUACGGAGCAUUGUCUCAGUGGGUGGUGUUGGUGUUUUCCUCCUCCUCCUCCUUGUUAUGCUUCUUCUGAUCCUCCUCAUCGUUUUCAUAGCCUUCAAGUGCAAACCAUGGCGUUUCGUCUUUGGUACCUCUCGCACUGGCACGAUCAAGGUUGAUGACAUAGAGCGGCGUCUUGUUUCAGAAGAUUUGAAUCUGGUCCAAAACCAGAGCAAUGAGUUUGCGAGAAAUUAUGCUCUAGAGGGGGCAUAUCAACUAAAGCAAGCAGGUUUCAAUUCAUCCCGGAAGCAAGGACUUGCUUAUAAACAAAGGCCUCCAUCUACAACUCCACAAUUGACCCAUAGUGAUAGCUUUGUUCUAGACAUUUCUGACCCUUCAGAGGAUAUUUUGGUUGGUCAGACGCUUAAGCUUCCAUUGUUGACAAACCAGGCUGAUCAGCAUAAACAUGAGAGAAAGGAAGAUUUGAAAUAUAGUUCGAAAUCUGGUGUAGAUAACUACUGCAGACCAAAAAGUGCAGGAAGUGCAGGAAGCAUUCUCACGCUGGAGGUUAUCUCUGGUCCUUCUUGUGGGCUUCGUUGUUCGAUACAGUCUUCAAAUAUAUCUAGGCUUCCACUAACUCUUGGAAGAGUUUCACCAAGUGAUGUGUUAGUGAAUGAUUCAGAGGUUUCAGGGAAGCAUGCACUGAUAAACUGGAAUUUGAAUAAAUUGAAAUGGGAGCUGGUCGACAUGGGUAGUUUAAAUGGAACACUCUUGAAUUCUCAGUCAGUACACCAUUCUCAUUCUGGACACAGACAAUGGGGUGAUCCGAUUGAGCUCACAAAUGGGGACAUAAUAACUCUUGGCACAACUUCAAAAAUAUGUGUUCAGAUUACUUCUCAAAAAGAGUAUCAGAUCCCCUUUGGAGUUUGUGUGACAUCGGAUCCCAUGGCUCUGCGUCGAGGAGGAAAGAAGCUACCCAUGGAAGAUGUCUGCUAUUACAAGUGGCCUCUUCCUGGGGCCGAUCAGUUUGGAGUGUUUGGUAUAUGUGACGGACAUGGAGGAGCAGGUGCUGCCACAUCUGUUGGCAAAAUAAUGCCUGAGAUGGUUGCUAGUAUUUUGGCGGAUUCGUUCAGAAGAGAGGGGAUCUUGUCGCAAUGUGAUGCUUCAGAUGUCCUUAGAGAAGUAUUUUCUCAAACAGAAGCAUCCUUGAAUCACUACUAUGAGGUUGUUACCCAACUUGGCUUUACUAGCACUGGGUGUACUGCAACAAUGCUACUGGUUUGGGCUGAUGGUCAUGAAAAUUUCUUUGCGCAAUGUGCAAAUGUUGGAGACUCAGCUUGUAUUGUAAAUAUUAAUGGGAAGCAGAUUAAGAUGACGGAAGACCAUAGAAUAACCAGUUAUUCUGAAAGGCUCCGUAUCCAAGCGACUGGAGAACCUUUGAAAGAAGGGGAAACGAGAUUAUGUGGUUUAAAUCUUGCUCGGAUGCUCGGGGACAAGUUUCUUAAACAGCAGGAUGCUCGCUUCAGUUCAGAACCUUAUAUAAGUGAAGUUGUGCAUAUACCUCAAGCCAGCCGGAGUUUUGCCCUAUUGGCCAGUGAUGGCUUUUGGGAUGUCAUUAACUAUAAGAAAGCAGUUCAGCUUGUACAUCAGACAAGGGAGAGAAACACUACGGCUGAGAAUUCUGCAGAAAUAAUUGCAAAUUUUCUGUUGAGUGAGGCAAGAACGCAGCGGACAAAGGAUAACACCUCUAUAAUUUUUUUAGAUUUUGACACCAACAAUAGAAUCUAUUCUUGUAAACAUGAUCCUUAGGCCGACGCAAUGUUCCACAUUUUAUAAUUUUUAUCAUUGUAAUUUUUGUUUAAAAUGUCUCUCCCUGUACUUCCAGACUGUCCUGUCUGUCUCUCGCACGCACUCACACAUACAUCUCGAU